UGCUGCCAACCCACACGAGCAGGUCAAAGUCUAUCUGUAUUAGUCGGCACACCGCUAGUACUUUUAAUUCACAUUUAAUACGACUAGGCCUACUGAAAACAUACGAAUCGGCGCUUCGGCUAUGAUGGAAAUAUCCAAGAAAGUAUUUUUCAUAACGGGAGCGGCUCAAGGCCUUGGCAAGGGGUUUGCAGAUGCAGUGCUGAAAAGGGGUGGAAAGGUUUUUAUUGCAGAUCUCAACACAAAGACCGGCGAGGAGACCUUAGCAGCCCUACAAAAGGAAUACGGAGCUGACAAUGUCAGAUUCGGAAAAUGUGACGUUUCCAAUAAAGAUCAAUUUAAAGCAACCUUUCAGUCGGCUGUGAAUAGUUUUGGUCAGAUUGACGUGAUGGUGAAUAACGCAGGAAUAAUGAAUGAUAAGACGUGGGAAUUGCAGAUAGCUAUCAAUUUUAAUGCAGUUGUCUUGGGAACUAAUUUGGCCAUGGAACACAUGCGUAAGGAUAAAGGCGGUAGAGGAGGGGUGAUAAUAAACACAGCUUCACUAGCAGGCGUGACUCCAUAUUUUUGGUUUCCAGUCUACGCGGGUACAAAAUAUGCUGUAGUUGGAUUUACUAAAAGCUGGGCGGCAAAUCCCAAAAUAGCCAGCAUGGGAGUGAGGUUAGCCUGUCUGUGUCCCUCUGGUGCAGACACAAAUCUGUUCAACAUAAAAGAAGACGAGUGUCAUGGUUUAGACAGUCUUACGGCCUAUUUCGAUUUUAUUGGACGCCUUCCAGUGUCUGCUGUCAGUGAUGCCUUCAUCAAACUGGUUCAGGACGAGGACAGCAAUGGGAAGCUUAUAGCCAUCAUUCCAGGAUCAGAUUCAUAUUACACGGAACAGGUGCUUGAUCCGCCGCUUGCAUUGCCAAAGUUGGAAAAAAAUGCGUGAUGCAAAAGAGUGAUAUAAUCUCCCCUUGGGCUGUUCAGCAAAUAGACAUUUUUGUGAAAAUAAUUUUGAAUUUACUUGUUAAGUACACACGUUUUUAAGAAAAAUUUUUGCUAUUUACACAAUGUAUUGGCGAAAGCCGUUUAACUUGAUCAAUAGGUCAUUGAUUAGAAGUUGGUUUAAAGCCAUUAGUCAGAUUUACAGGCCAGUGGGGUACAAGGGCGUAUCCAAGUGAGGGGACCAGUGCACCAUAAAAAAAAGUGUCAAGUCGCCCCCCCCCCCCAAUGUUGUUUUUUUUACAAUUUUCACUGAAGUUCCCGUUUCAGGAAGUUGAUGCCAUUUUGCCCUUAGUCCCCUCCCUAAAAUAUUUUCUGGGUCCGCUCUUGGGGUGUGCAGUUCAAAGGCUCAUCCGAUGAAUUAAUCAUUCCAAAUAUGAAAGUAAUCUGCACGGGGCUGGAUGUGUCUAAUAGAAAGACUCUACUGGUGAACAUUUACUAAAAUAUUAUUUAGUACAUAUAUAUGAAAAUCAUCUAUCAAAGGAUUCAGGAGUGAAAUGCAACUGUAAAACCAUUAUAAACCAAACGUUAACAAAAUUCUAUACCAAAUAUGAAGUCACUCUUUAAAGGAUUAAAGUGUUAAAUUACAAUUAAAGAAACUUUAACGUAACAGGAAACAAGUUCUAAAUGACCUUGUCAUUGACCUGGCAGUACUUUCAUUGGGUUGGAGGUGUGCAAAAAAAAAAAAAAGUUUUACCAAAUUCUAAAUGACCGUCACCAUGAUUAACCAAGCUUGAACUGAAUAAAAACCUGCAAAUAUGUGACAAAAUAUAACCAUAGUGUACUAGAUUGAUAUCUUAAAGCAUGGGGUCCUCUAAAAACACACAAGCGUGAAUGUGAUCAUACAAAUAGUCUUCUGAACGAUUAUUUCAUUUAUAUGUUGCUCACACAAGUUUCAUUUUGUAUAACCCAUUUUUUGUUCCCACGUUCAGUUUAGGUCCCGGUUUUUGGGGGUUCUCAGAGACUAAGCAAACGUAGCUAAAUGCUAAUGGCAGUUUGACUGGACAACCUCAUUGUUCUCUCGUUUGGUGAAACAGUGGUUAAAACAUCUGCCUGAUGUCUUGAGUUUUAAUGCAUAAUGCCACAAUUCUGCUCUUACUAACCACAGAUGAAAACCCAUCCGAUUUUUUUUGCAUUUCAGCACCAACCAAAAAAUAUUACUGUUCUGAUUUUGAUGAAAAG
This is a messenger RNA of Gigantopelta aegis, 2157 nucleotides long. Its product is annotated as 15-hydroxyprostaglandin dehydrogenase [NAD(+)]-like. Gene Ontology annotation, molecular function: oxidoreductase activity, acting on the CH-OH group of donors, NAD or NADP as acceptor. Bases 122 to 922 code for a protein of 266 amino acids. The transcript has 7 exons. The record is from RefSeq and is a predicted model, not a curated record. NCBI's taxonomy places the organism in Eukaryota, Metazoa, Mollusca, Gastropoda, Neomphalida, Peltospiridae. Gene Ontology annotation, cellular component: cytoplasm.